Prorocentrum cordatum is the source of this 2526-nucleotide messenger RNA. Lineage: Eukaryota; Dinophyceae; Prorocentrales; Prorocentraceae. The record is from the annotation of a GenBank genome assembly.
GUGCCGCAGUCCCCGCCCGCGAAGUCGCGGGCCCUGAAGCGAGGCAUCCAGGUGGCAGACCUGGGCCCCAAGCGCGUCGACGCUGCCGCGGGCGACACGGAGCGCUCCUCGUCGUCUCCCUGCAGCGUGCGGUUGGGCAGGCCGGCUCAGCCGCAGCGUGCGGUGCAGAAGUGGAAGUGGAAGCGGGGUGCCGGUGGGGCGCUGGCGCCCGAGCAGAAGCCGCGCUCCCGGAGCGGGACCCCGACGCUGACGCGCAGCGUGGAGUGCAGGUUCGGCAACGCGUGCCGCAGGCCCGACUGCUGGUACACGCACCCCGACGGCCGCGCGCGGGUGGGCGACGGCGAGGGUUUCCCGCGGAUGGGGGAGACGGGCAGGGUGUGCAACUACGGCAGGAUGUGCAAGCGGCCGGACUGCUGGUUCCGGCACCCCGGCGGCAGGGUGCUCAAGCUGCGGAAGGAGAGGUCCCGGAGCAGGAGGACGCAGCGGUACAGGUCCUCCUCAGGGUCGCAGCGGUCGCGCCGAGGUGCCUCGGGCUCGCGCGCGGCUGCCGGGGAAAACGUCCGGCCGUGCUGGCACGGGGCGAGCUGCACCCGCGAGAACUGCCCCUUCGACCACCCGGCAGUGACGAAGGCGGUCUCCGAGAGCACCGCACCCGCGGUGCAGCCCCAGUGCCACAGGGGCUACUUCUGCAGGCGCCCGCACUGCAACCUGCAUCACCCCGCGGGGCGCGCGGGGGCGCGGCAGCAGGAGCGCCAGGCUGUCCGGGAUGCCGCUGCCGACGGCGCGCGCCGAGCGCCCAGGCCCUCUUCGCGGGCUCCCCGUGCCCCCUCGAAGGAGAAGCUCGAGGGCAAAAGGGGAGAUGACGGUGCUUCCGACGGCCGCUGCGCGACCAGCAGCAGCAGCGGCAGCGGCAGCGGCAGCAGCAGCAGCAGCAGCAGCAGCAGCAGCUCGGAACCCCGCAGGCGGUCCAAGAGGGCCAGGAAGAGCAGGAAGGCCGGCAGGAGUCCGACGAGGGUCGCCGGGAAGGCGAAUGGGGCCAGCAGGAAGGCGAAGAGGGUGGCCAAGAAGGACACGCGGAGCCGCGGACAGCGGGGGAGGGGCUGCUCCGCGAGCAGCCGCGCCGCCGCCAGCGGCGCGCAGCCCGCGCGGCGCCGCCGCCGCCGCCCGGCCGGCCGCUCCGCGGGCCGCCCUGCCAGUAACCGCUCGGCGAGCCGGGCCGCGGAGCCGGCCCGCUGGAGCCCCGCAGGCAGCAGCUCCGAGGCCCGGGGGGCGAGCCCCAGCCGGCGGGGGUCGCCCGCGGGCAUGACGUUUCAGGCUUUCGUGCGCGACCAUGUCGACGGCUCCGCCACCGCGGACGAGGCGCUCGCGAUGUGGCGGGACCACUCAGCGAGGCGCCGCUUCCAGCUCAUGAAGGAAGGCGCGCCGGGGCUCCUGAACGACCUCUACCACCCGCACGCCGUGCUGCGGCGGCUGGACCUCCGGCUGGCGCUGGCUCGUGGCAGGGCCGCGGCGUUCGCCAGCGGGCUGCGCGGUGGCCUCUACGACGGCAUCUGCCUCCGCGCGUCGGCGCCCCAAGCAGAGGCUGCGCUCACCUCGGGAGCCCCCGAGUGCCACGUCGCGGGGCACCUGGAGCCUCCGGCGUUCGCGCUCGACCCAGGCGUGGGCGCCGUGAUCUUCCGCGGGGUGCCUGCCGCGGCGAGCGCCUGGAGCGCCCUCGAGGCCCUCCGCGGGCUCGAGGGCCUCGUGGACUUCUCUUGGCAAUGGCCCUCGCCGGGCGAGGCCUCCUCGCCCGCGGCCCGCGAUGUCCUCGCGCGCUUCGAGACGCCGGCGCUGGCGGCGGCAGCGCUUCGCGCCGCCGCACCGGUCCUCCGCGCCACGUCCCCGGGCGCCGGGGUGCCUGCGCUGCUGGAGCCCGCAGCAAGGCUCCGCGCCAUCGUCUGCCCGGCUGCGCCGCCCGAGGGCCGCGCGGGCGCGGGGGAGGCUCUGUCCGCAAAGGUUGUGCGCCAUCUGGACAUGCUGAUGGGCAUCCCCAGCGAGGUGACGCAGGCGGUGCUCGGCUGGGCGGGCUCCUCGGAGAAGAAGCUCGACGUGCAGGUCACUUAUCUGCGCCGCGUGCACCACUUCUGCUUCUACUCUGCGCGCUGGUGCGAGGACGCCUGGGACCUGUACCGCAACUGCGGGGCCGUCGUCCUGCGCGGCGUCGCGGAGGAGGGGGAGGCGGUGGACUCCAGCCUGGAGGAGGCGCGCGAGCGCUCGAUCGCACGCUUCCUCGGCGAGGCCCGGCUGGAGCGAGCCGAGCCGUGCGAGCCUGCGGAGCGGGAGGUGGUGCUCCUCUGCCAGGAGAGGACCGAGAAGCUCGCCGAGGGCAGGUACAGGUGUAGUGAGUGCCGGAAGCUCUUCCGCGGCCCCGAGUUCGCGGAGAAGCACGUGCGGAGGGCGCACGCGGAGCUCUUUGACGAGCUCCGCAAGGGGGCUCGGGAGAAGGCGAUGUACCUGGCGUUCGCGGCGGGCGAGCGGCUGCUGUAG